AUGUCAGCUCCCUGUGUCAGUGAUGUGCCUAUGAUGGACAAACUCACCGAUCUUGAGCUCAAUCAUCUGAUUGUAGAGGAGGAAGAACCAGGUGAUUCUACCCAGUCUCUUGGUUAUUUGUUGUCGCAGAUUUUCAGGACAUUUACUAUUGAAGUCCCAGAUGCCACAGAGCUCCAGGUUCUGUUACAUAAAAUUCAUUAUCGUGAUACCAGACUUCACGUUAAAUUUGCUCACCUUGAUGAACAGUCUAUGGUUCCGUUAUAUGAUGAAGCCAGCCGCAGGUGGAACUGGGCACUUCCCAGAUCACAUCGUAAAACUGGCAUCAAUAAGUUACCUGAACUCGAAGAGAUUGGAGAUGGAGAAGAGGAUAGUGGGGCGAACAAGGAGUCUGAGAACACCACCAGUAGUGACACCAGCCAAAAACCACAGACGUUGGAGGAUAUCUUCUCAUCGUUCUUCAAUGCUAUGUGUGGUGCUGUUGCCCAGAAGAAUUCACGGAACUCCACAUGCCCUGUCAAGGAUGAUAAAGUAUUGCGGAAGCCUGACCUUGCAUUGUUGGAUGACGUAGAGGCUUGUUGGGAUACCAUCAAAGCUGUUUGCGAAUUGACAUCACAGCCAUACACACCUUCAAGUACGAUUGGAAAAACACUCGACAACAAGGCCUACCUUCUCUUGAGGCCCCAGCCUUGGAGGUGGUUUGUCUUACCCUUUUCCCUUACGAACGAAUACCACAAACUGCGAGUCCAUAUGUAUGACCAUGCAUGUGGUAUCGUAACGUGUCCUGUCCAUAUCAACAAGGCUCCCAAUCGUUACCUGCAUAUCCUAUCGAGUGUCAUCUUUGGUCAUCUUGAAUGUAUUGGUUAUGAUCCCUCCAUUAGUAUCUUCACCAAGACUCUUUGUCCUGCCCAGCUUGAAACCCCAAUUCUUCCGCCCUUCUACUAG
This is a messenger RNA of Suillus plorans, 942 nucleotides long. RefSeq lists its product as uncharacterized. Lineage: Eukaryota; Fungi; Basidiomycota; Agaricomycetes; Boletales; Suillaceae. The record is from RefSeq and is a predicted model, not a curated record. Bases 1 to 942 code for a protein of 313 amino acids. The transcript has 3 exons.